AACCCUAAUCCAUACAUACACGAUACAUCCGCGUUAUCGAUAUAAAUAUAUUCGCUACUCUUCCCAAUCUCUUUCUCUAUCUCUCCCACCGUGAAAGUUGAAAGCGACGAGAACAAGCAACUUUUCCCGGCGAAACCAACCAGAGUUUUCCUCCAAUCCAGAGGAGGAUUUCGAUUUAGGGAUUGAGUACGAUGACUAGUCCCUUCAAGCAAUCUCCGGGAAGACGUCGGGGAAGCGAUUUGGAGUCCGGCAAAGGCGAAAACUCCGACUCCGAUAGUGACACGUUCUCCAUCCCCGCCAAGAAUGCUUCCCUCGAGCGCCUCCAACAGUGGAGAAAAGCUGCGCUGGUGCUCAAUGCCUCUAGGAGAUUCCGCUACACGUUGGAUUUGAAGAAGGAGCAAGAGACGAGAGAGAUGAGGCAGAAAAUCAGGAGUCACGCUCAUGCUCUCUUGGCUGCUAAUCGUUUCAUGGAUAUGGGGCGUGAGCAAGGAGUUGAAAAACCAGUAGCUUCUGCUACUCCAGCUGGUGAUUUUGGAAUCGGACCUGAACAGCUUGUCCUCAUGUCAAAGGACCACAACAUCACUUCUCUGAAGCAGUAUGGAGGGGCUCAAGGGUUGUCAGACUUACUCAAGACAAAUAUCGAGAAAGGUGUCAGUGGAGAUGAUGAUGACUUGCUAAAGCGUAAGACCAUUUAUGGUUCGAACACGUAUCCUCGCAAGAAAGGGAAAGGGUUUCUGAGGUUUCUUUGGGAUGCUUGCCAGGAUCUCACUUUGAUCAUUCUGAUGGUGGCUGCGGUUGCGUCUUUAGCACUUGGGAUAAAAACAGAGGGGAUCAAAGAAGGUUGGUAUGAUGGAGGAAGCAUUGCAUUUGCAGUGAUUCUUGUGGUUGUUGUGACAGCUGUCAGUGACUUCAAACAGUCACUCCAGUUUCAGAACUUGAAUGAUGAGAAGAGAAACAUACAUCUCGAGGUUGUAAGAGGUGGAAGACGAGUGGAAGUUUCGAUCUAUGACCUUGUAGUUGGUGAUGUCAUACCCCUCAACAUUGGAAAUCAGGUCCCUGCAGAUGGAGUGCUGAUAGCUGGCCACUCUCUUGCCCUUGAUGAGUCUAGCAUGACUGGAGAGAGCAAAAUUGUUAACAAAGACGCUAACAAGGACCCAUUCCUAAUGUCUGGCUGUAAAGUGGCAGAUGGAAAUGGUGUUAUGCUGGUCACUGGUGUUGGAGUCAACACUGAAUGGGGAUUGCUGAUGGCCAGUAUUUCUGAAGACAAUGGUGAAGAAACUCCCUUACAGGUGCGCUUAAAUGGAGUAGCUACGUUUAUUGGAACCAUUGGGUUAAUUGUUGCUGCUUCUGUUCUUGUGAUUCUUCUGGUUCGAUAUUUCACCGGUCACACUGAAGACGUAAGAGGAGGUCCUCAAUUUGUUAAAGGAAAGACAAAAAUCGGUCAUGUAGUUGAUGAUGUGAUCAAAGUUAUUACCGUUGCGGUUACAAUUGUCGUCGUGGCAGUGCCUGAGGGCCUUCCAUUAGCUGUUACAUUAACCCUUGCCUAUUCAAUGAGGAAAAUGAUGGCAGAUAAGGCUUUGGUGCGGAGGCUAUCUGCUUGUGAGACGAUGGGCUCUGCCACCACUAUUUGCAGCGAUAAAACUGGAACACUAACUUUGAAUCAGAUGACAGUGGUUGAGUCGUAUGCCGGGGGCAAGAAAACAGAUACUGAACAAUUGCCAGCAACUAUCACUUCGUUGUGCGUUGAAGGAAUAUCUCAAAACACAACUGGUAGUAUCUACGUCCCAGAGGGUGGUGGUGAUUUAGAGUUCUCUGGUUCACCUACAGAAAAAGCCAUUCUUGGCUGGGGAAUUAAGCUGGGCAUGAAUUUCGAGACAGCCAGGUCGCAGUCUUCUAUUCUUCAUGCUUUUCCGUUUAACUCAGAGAAGAAACGUGGUGGUGUUGCUGUAAAAACGGCUGAUGGUGAAGUUCAUAUUCACUGGAAAGGAGCUUCUGAAAUUGUCCUUGCAUCUUGCAGAAGCUACAUCGAUGAGGAUGGUAAUGUGGCACCAAUGACUGAAGACAAGGCACAGUAUUUCAAGAAUGGUAUCGAAGAUAUGGCUGGAAGAACCUUACGAUGUGUCGCACUGGCCUUUAGACCCUAUGAUGCUGAAAAGGUGCCAACAGGCGAAGAACUCUCAAAGUGGGUACUCCCGGAAGACGACCUUAUUUUGCUAGCUAUAGUAGGCAUAAAGGAUCCAUGUAGACCAGGAGUCAAAGAUUCAGUCCAGUUGUGUCAGAAUGCUGGUGUCAAGGUCCGUAUGGUCACUGGUGACAACGUCCAAACUGCCAGGGCUAUUGCUUUGGAGUGUGGAAUAUUAACGUCAGAUGCUGAUGCCUCCGAGCCUACUCUUAUUGAAGGAAAAUCAUUCCGGGCCUUGACUGAUGCAGAAAGGGACAAGAUUAGUGACAAAAUAUCGGUUAUGGGCCGAUCAUCUCCUAAUGACAAGCUUCUGCUGGUACAAUCGCUUAGAAGACGUGGGCAUGUUGUUGCUGUGACUGGAGAUGGGACAAAUGACGCUCCUGCACUCCACGAGGCCGAUAUUGGUCUUGCUAUGGGAAUAGCAGGAACAGAAGUGGCUAAGGAAAGUUCAGACAUCAUUAUCUUGGAUGAUAACUUUGCUUCAGUUGUCAAGGUUGUUCGCUGGGGACGAUCAGUGUACGCCAACAUUCAGAAAUUCAUCCAGUUUCAGCUAACAGUCAAUGUUGCUGCUCUUGUCAUUAACGUCGUAGCUGCUAUUUCAAGCGGUGACGUUCCACUUACCGCUGUGCAGCUUCUGUGGGUUAAUCUGAUUAUGGACACUCUCGGAGCAUUGGCUUUAGCUACUGAACCACCUACUGAUCACCUCAUGGGAAGGCCUCCCGUGGGCAGAAAGGAGCCUCUUAUCACCAACAUCAUGUGGAGAAACCUGUUGAUUCAGGCUAUCUAUCAAGUGAGUGUAUUACUGGUUCUCAAUUUCCGAGGGAUAAGCAUACUUGGCCUCGAGCAUGAAGUUCCUACACAUGCCACCAGAGUGAAGAACACAAUAAUUUUCAACGCCUUCGUGCUCUGCCAAGCAUUCAACGAGUUCAAUGCUCGAAAACCAGACGAGAAGAACAUCUUCAAAGGCGUUAUCAAGAAUCGUCUCUUCAUGGGAAUAAUAGUCAUAACUCUCGUCCUCCAGGUUAUCAUUGUUGAGUUCCUCGGCAAAUUCGCUUCCACGACAAAACUUAACUGGCAACAAUGGCUAAUAUGUGUUGCCAUCGGUGUGAUCAGUUGGCCUCUUGCUCUGGUGGGAAAAUUCAUUCCGGUGUCAAAAACUCCUCUCAGCAACAAACUAAAGUGCUGGGGCAAGAAAAAAUCUUCUGGAGAAGGUUCACUCUGAUUUGGUGGAUACCCGGGUUUUAUGACAAGACGCUCCGCGAGUUUUAAGUACUACUUCUAGGACUAACAAGAACAAAAAAGUAUCGUUUGGUGUUAACUAUGGGGGUUUAUAAUUGAUAUUGGGAGACCCCAAAAGUACAGUUUUUCGGGGUUUGUCUAUGCGGUCAAGUUUGGAUUCAUGUUUUUUCGGUUAUUGAUAAUACGAUUGCUUGACUUUGGAAUC
Molecule: messenger RNA, 3626 nt
Organism: Raphanus sativus (radish)
Lineage: Eukaryota; Viridiplantae; Streptophyta; Magnoliopsida; Brassicales; Brassicaceae
Product: calcium-transporting ATPase 8, plasma membrane-type
Exons: 34
Coding region: 192-3404 (1070 amino acids)
Biological process (GO): calcium ion transmembrane transport
Cellular component (GO): membrane; intracellular membrane-bounded organelle
Molecular function (GO): ATP binding; calmodulin binding; P-type calcium transporter activity
Source: RefSeq, a predicted model, not a curated record